GCCUGCUUCCAUGGAUGAAGGCGGAUCUAUAAUAUGUGGGCUGAAGUGGAGAUGUCUAUUACAUUUUCGUAUUGGUGUCGUAAUGUCGUAUCACGGCUGGCGUAUUGGCGUAUUGAUGUAUCGUCCGUUCUCGAGGCUCGCCGGGUUUGAUGGACACCCCUGGAAUUUCCAGCUCAGGGUUAGGUUUUGGUGGAUGGAUUUAGUAGAUAUACUCGUUAUUCUUCUCGUCCUUUUUCGCAUCACCAUCAUCGCGACACUCUUUUAGGUGAUAAAUGCGCUCUAAUUAAAUCAAAAGUAAAUUAUCAGAACUUCGCCAAAUCUCCCUCCCGCCGGCGUUUUGAGACAAAUCUAAUAUUCAACCAUGGGGGGAGACACGACCGUCACCGAACAAUAUUGGAACAAAACAGGACUUACCGGUCUAGUUGCACGCAGCCUCCUUCGCACUCUACAAGUCAUCUUCGCCAUAGUCGUCGCUAUACUAUACGGCCUCGACUUAUACGACACGGCAUUCGCAUCAACCGGAAAGAUAUCAUCAUGGAUUUACGCAGAAUUCGCGGUCGCCGUGUCCUUGAUAACAUGUAUACUUCACCUCUUCGUCGCAGCUACGAGAUUUGCGUGGUGUCUGUUGGACUGGGUCGUCUUCAUUCUGUGGGUGGUACAAUUCGGUGUGUUUGGGACUUUGUAUAUUGGGGGGCGGUAUAAAUCCGAUGUCCCUGAUUCCGAGCCAUCAAUAAGUCGCAUGCAGGUUGCGAUAUGGAUAGAUAUGGUCAACAUGCUCUUAUGGCUGGCGUCUGCGCUUCAAGGGGUCGCUUGGUGUGUUAUUGUUCGCAAGGAAAGGCGGAGGGCAAGACGAGAGGAAGCUCAUAGGUUACAUAGUCGUGGUUUAGAGGCAGUGAGCCGCUAGCUUAGGGGGAGUUUAAGUCGUAAAUGCCCUAGAAUACUAAUAUUGUACCUGGAAGCUAGGUUUAGCGCUCGAUUAUAGGGUACAUAAAUUCUCAUGUCUACAACACAAAGUCCUAACUCAACCCAAUACCUUAGAGUCGUAGAGCUCGAACUAGUGGAACGUUCCGUUAAAGGGCCACUUUCGUCCGCGCUUAGCAACCUGUUUUUGCUAUUUCGAAACCUCGAGGCAUAACCAGUACUUGUUAGAUGUCGGCUCUUUCCGGUCGUCGUAUUUGAGAUGCAUGAAUACGCUGGAAUACG
Molecule: messenger RNA, 1203 nt
Organism: Hypoxylon trugodes
Lineage: Eukaryota; Fungi; Ascomycota; Sordariomycetes; Xylariales; Hypoxylaceae
Exons: 1
Coding region: 362-904 (180 amino acids)
Source: RefSeq, a predicted model, not a curated record